AUAUCGAUUAUUAUCGAUUUUAAUAUAACUGUUAUUUACCGAUCUUAAAUUCUCUUCUUCAUAGACGUGAGUGGUUACGCUUGCCUAUUGUAAAUUUGACAGAAUAAUUAAGAAGUUAAUAUGACGAAUUCAAAGGGAUAUCGUCGUGGAACAAGGGAUUUAUUUUCCCGAAAAUUCCGUAAACAUGGAACAAUUCCAUUAUCCACGUAUAUGAAAGUAUAUAAAGUAGGUGAUAUAGUUGAUAUCAAAGGUAAUGGAGCAGUGCAAAAGGGAAUGCCUUAUAAAGUUUAUCAUGGAAAAACUGGACGUGUAUUCAAUGUAACUCCCCAUGCUCUUGGUGUCAUUGUUAAUAAAAGAGUACGUGGACGAAUUAUUGCAAAAAGAAUAAAUGUUCGUAUUGAACAUUUGACUCAUUCUAAAUGUAGAGAAGAUUUUUUGAAACGAGUAAAAGAAAAUGAAAGACUCAGAAAAGAAGCAAAGGAAAAAAACAUUAAAGUACAGUUGAAAAGACAGCCUGCUGAACCAAUGCCUGCACAUAUUGUAUCAGGACGUGAAAAUCCUAUUUCACUUGCACCUAUACCUUAUGAAUUUAUUGCUUAAAACUUAAAUAAAUAUGUUAUGAAAAAA
This is a messenger RNA of Apis florea (little honeybee), 627 nucleotides long. RefSeq names its product ribosomal protein L21 (gene RpL21). The record is from RefSeq and is a predicted model, not a curated record. Gene Ontology annotation, biological process: translation. Gene Ontology annotation, molecular function: structural constituent of ribosome. Gene Ontology annotation, cellular component: ribosome. Lineage: Eukaryota; Metazoa; Arthropoda; Insecta; Hymenoptera; Apidae.